GUUGCAUGAUGGAAUUUGAACAUUACCUCAAGAGGUUUCCUAUUUUGGAUUAGUUAAUUGUGCUCAUCCUCUGCUGAUAAUUUCUUUGGACACAGUUUUUGCUGUCCUUUGAUUAAUUAAUGCAAAGAGAUUAUACCAUGGACCACAAGGAAAGCUGCCCAAGUGUAAGCAUUCCCAGCUCUGAUGAACACAGAGAGAAAAAGAAGAGGUUUACUGUUUAUAAAGUUCUGGUCUCUGUAGGCAGAAGUGAAUGGUUUGUCUUCAGGAGAUAUGCAGAGUUUGACAAACUUUACAACACCCUAAAGAAACAAUUUCCUGCUAUGGCCUUGAAGAUUCCUGCCAAGAGAAUAUUUGGUGAUAAUUUUGAUCCAGAUUUUAUUAAACAGAGAAGAGCAGGACUGAAUGAAUUCAUCCAGAACUUAGUUAGAUAUCCAGAGCUUUACAACCAUCCAGAUGUCAGAGCAUUCCUUCAAAUGGACAGCCCAAAACAUCAAUCAGAUCCAUCUGAAGAUGAAGAUGAAAGAAGUACUCAGAAGCUACACUCUACCUCACAGAAUAUUAACCUUGGACCAACUGGAAAUCCUCAUGCUAAACCAACUGACUUUGAUUUUUUAAAAGUUAUUGGAAAAGGCAGCUUUGGCAAGGUUCUUCUUGCAAAACGGAAACUAGAUGGGAAAUUUUAUGCUGUCAAAGUAUUACAGAAAAAGAUAGUCCUCAAUAGAAAAGAGCAAAAGCAUAUUAUGGCAGAACGCAACGUGCUCUUGAAAAAUGUGAAACAUCCAUUUUUGGUUGGAUUGCAUUAUUCUUUCCAAACAACUGAAAAGCUUUAUUUUGUUUUGGAUUUUGUUAAUGGAGGGGAGCUGUUUUUUCACUUACAAAGAGAACGGUCCUUUCCUGAACAUAGAGCAAGGUUUUAUGCUGCUGAAAUUGCCAGUGCAUUGGGUUACUUGCACUCCAUCAAAAUAGUGUACCGAGACUUGAAACCAGAAAAUAUUCUUUUAGAUUCAAUGGGACAUGUUGUCUUAACAGAUUUUGGGCUUUGUAAAGAAGGAAUUGCUAUUUCAGAUACCACCACAACCUUCUGUGGAACACCAGAGUAUCUUGCACCUGAAGUAAUCAGAAAACAGCCCUAUGACAACACUGUAGAUUGGUGGUGCCUUGGUGCUGUUCUGUACGAAAUGCUGUAUGGAUUGCCUCCUUUCUAUUGCCGAGACGUGGCGGAAAUGUAUGACAAUAUCCUUCACAAGCCUCUGAGUUUGAGGCCCGGAGUGAGCCUCACGGCGUGGUCCAUCCUGGAAGAACUCCUCGAGAAAGACAGGCAGAGCCGGCUGGGCGCCAAGGAGGACUUUCUUGAAAUUCAGAAUCAUCCUUUUUUUGAGUCACUCAGCUGGACGGACCUUGUACAAAAGAAGAUUCCACCACCAUUUAAUCCUAAUGUAGCUGGACCGGAUGACAUCAAGAACUUUGACACAGUGUUUACAGAGGAAACGGUUCCAUAUUCCGUCUGCGUGUCCUCUGACUAUUCUAUCGUGAAUGCCAGUGUGCUGGAGGCAGACGACGCCUUCCUGGGUUUCUCUUAUGCUCCUCCUUCAGAGGACUUAUUUUUGUGACCGGUUAGCCACCUAGAAACUGCCAAAAGAUCCAGACCUGCAGAUGGGAAUGAGAUGCCUCUGUUUGUGUAAAUACAUUCAAAAUGUUCAAAUAUGUUCAAGGGUGCCUCAUUUUUAUAUGUAAUGUUGAAAAUGAUAAAAAAAAAAAACCACGUUUUCUGCUGUAUUCAAGACAAAAGGGCAUUUCAAGUAACUAAGUUUUGAAUUAGAAUUUGUAUUCUAGUUUAUUAAGCUUAUUUUUAAACAAAAUUUAAAAGCUAUUCUUAAUAUUAACCUAUUUUUAAAGAAAACAUUUUGCUAUUGACUGUUUUUUCCCCCUGCAGUUUGUACUAACCCAAGAUAGACCUUUUUUUUUUUUUUAGCAAUCUACAAUUAACACAUUUGUAACUCUACUAUGACUUGUAUUAUAUCAGAACUAUGCAAUUGGCACAUGGUUGUUUUGAGAGGAUACCAGAUCUUUUCAUCAUACAUCACUGUUGGAGAUAAUUACGUCUUGGUAGAAUUAAAAUGUAAGAGCAUAAUUAAUAGAUUGGCUGUUAUUUAACAUAGAAUAAGCAUUCAUUUCUCAGAUAAUAAAAGAAGUAAUGAAAAAAAUCACUUUUGAAAUGCCACUUCAAAUUUAUACAUCUUCUAGAAGAAAAUAAAAAUGUUAAUGCUUAGGAAUUUUAAGAAUUCUCAGAUCUGCUAGAAAUUUUUAAUGUGGUGCAAAAAAUGGAAUGUUUCUGUUAUAUAACUAUAUGGUAAAUAUACUUACAUUGUUUUUGGUCUCUGAAAUGUCUUAAUGCACUGCUAUGUAGGUUAGAUCUUGGUGUUUUCUUUUGCAAACAGCU
Molecule: messenger RNA, 2440 nt
Organism: Perognathus longimembris pacificus (Pacific pocket mouse)
Lineage: Eukaryota; Metazoa; Chordata; Mammalia; Rodentia; Heteromyidae
Gene: Sgk3
Product: serum/glucocorticoid regulated kinase family member 3
Exons: 16
Coding region: 120-1610 (496 amino acids)
Biological process (GO): protein phosphorylation
Molecular function (GO): phosphatidylinositol binding; protein serine/threonine kinase activity; ATP binding
Source: RefSeq, a predicted model, not a curated record